CACCGCUUCCCCCAACUGUUCUGCCGCGCCACUCGGUGGGGCGUCCGCUGUGUGAGCCCGCGGCCCAGCUGCUACCAUGUGCCGGCACAGCCGGCUUCAGAGACAAGUUCUGAGUCUGUACCGCGAGUUGCUGCGCGCCGGGCACGGAAAGCCGGGCGCCGAGUCGCGGGUGCGGGCCGAGUUCCGGCAGCACGCCCGCCUGCCACGCUCCGACGUACUGCGCAUCGAGUACCUGUACCGCCGCGGACGGCGCCAGCUUCAGCUGCUACGCUCGGGUCACGCCACGGCCAUGGGUGCCUUUGUGAGUACGCGGGGCCCGACUGAGGAGUCCCCCGGCGCGGGGGCCCCAGGGACCCCACCUGACGAAGGUGACGGCCCAAGGAGACCGCUGGACAGCAUGGGGGUACCGAAGACCGCGCCGGAUGGACGGUGACCGUCACCCGGUGGCUCAGGGGAACCGGGGGCCCACCUGACUGCGUGGGGGGACUGGGGAACCGGCCUGAUGGAAGGUGAGAGGUCUUGAGAGACCAGAUCGACAGAUUGGGGGAAUUGAAGAGCCCUCCUGACGACGUAGGGUGCGAUGGCGAGAGAUGCCCGAUGUAUGGUAACGGGUCAAACUUACCCAUGAGGGCUUGGGGCAGCCUGGGUCGCCGGCUGGCUGGACUGUCAAGCUGAGAGCUACUUACCCGAAGGCCUUGGGGAGCCAGGACGCCCCGCUGUUGGACAGAAAGAGACAGACACGCCCUUCUCUAGACCCCGGAGAACAUACCACUCCUGGCUCCUCAAGGAGACUCCCUUCUUUGUAACUAUGAGGAGAGCAGACUUUUUUGCUGAGGAGUUUGGGAAGAUGCCCUGAUGGCCGGUGAGAAGCCUGAAAUCCCCUUAGAAAAAUCUUUCGCCCAUUGUGACAAACUAGGAUCGAUGAGGAAGCGGGUAGGGAGUCUCUCACCCCAGCUAAUCAAUUAAAGACCCCCUCAAGACCUCUACGUGAUACUUCUGAGGGGGACUCCCGAUUCCUGCCCCUUUCCCUGCUCAGGACUGUUGGACAAAAAGGCAAUAAAAUUGGGGAUGUGCUUACUUCCCUGUUGGUGGUCUUAAAGAUUUAAUGUUUGGGGGAAUUUUUGAAGAGGCACACACACACACACACACCAACUAGUGACCCUCUGGCAAGGGAUGGGUGUGGGGAGCUGUCUCUUCCCCUCUGGAGCCCUCUAGAAUGGCAGAUUGGUUGGAGCAGCAUAGUUCUCUCUCCUGGGCAGAUCCAUGGAGGGGACCCAGCCUGGCUUGACCCCAAAGAAGCCCCAGUAGACUCCUUAAUGGAGAGUAAUGAGGCAGGAGAGGAAUAGUGGAGCUGAGGAGACCUGGCUGGUAACCCCUGAGGUAGUAGUGGGGCCCUCAAACCUGGCUGAGGCUGGUAACCCCUGAGGUAGUAGUGGGGCCCUCAAACCAAGCCUCAGCUACAAGCUGGGAUUUUUGUUAGCAAGGCUGAGGGGUUGGGGAGGAGAGGUGGACCCAAAGGCCACAGGCAUACCUCCCCCCAUAGACCUGCCCUAGAUAUUCUCUGGAGUACUGCACUUUGCAGCCCUCAGCUGUAUUUGCACUGAUGUCGGUUAAAUAAGUGGAAAGCAGUUGAAUGCAGUUGAGAGGAGGAGGAGGGCCUCAGGAAAGGAGCCCAGACCUCAGAUCAAAGGUAGUACGGACAGAAGAGAAACACAGUCUCUGCCCCAAUCCCAGUGGGGGAGGCAGGAACCCAAAUAGUAAUAAAGUUGGGGUGCAAUUUAAAGAAUUAUAAAGUGUUUGCCAGAAUGUAGGGAUAGGCUUCCAAGCAGGGGGACCAGUGUAGGUAAAGGCCUGGAGAGGGAGAGGGGAGAAAUGCUGGGGCCUGGAGUGCCCCAGAGCACAGGCUGUGCUGUUCAUGCAAGUGGCUUCUACUUCAGCUUUGUCUCUGGUUGGUGCUCGGCCUCCACGGCCAUGUUCGUCUCUCUGCCUCAGUUUCUUUGGCCAGGGUGAUGCUGCUAAUCCUGGCCUGACUCCAUUUUGGAGUAAAAGCCGAAGUCUUGAAAGUGGCUUAAGAGGUUAAGUCCUACCUAUCCAGCCCCCAUUACAUUUCCACCUGCAUCUCCCUCCUCUUCCUCUUGCUCACUCCUGGCUCCAAGAUCUUGAGCCUUAAUAAGCUCCAGGAUGGGAGCUUCUGGCAGGGCUGCAGGCAAUGAUUGAGUUCUCACUGGGGCUGGGUAUCCCGGUCAGGAAGGGAGACAUUCACUCGGGUGUUACAGAGGAAUGGAGUUUGUCUGGUAGAGAGGAUGAGGGAGGGGAUUGCCCGAUUUGAGGGAGGAGGUUGUAGGUGAGUGAGCAGUGAUUAAGAGCAUGGACCCUGGAACUGGAAUGCCUAGGUUUGAAUCGCAGCUUCAACACUUACUGAUUACAUGAUCGGAGGCAAGUGAUUUAACCUCUUUGCGCCUCGACACCCUUAUCUGCAAAAUGGGCAUACUAAUCGUGCCUCCCUCCUGUGGCUGUUAUAAUGAUACAGUGAAUUAAAUACAUGUGGCAGCAGGUGAUGAUGUCCCAACCCCACUUGUACCUGCAGAGGAGGGUUCCCAAGAGGCAGCCAGCUUCCUGCUCUGAGCCCCUGCAUCUCUGCUUGAGGGCUUUCGGGGAAUUAUGGGGGCUGGGUUAAUACCCUUAGGAGCAAACUACAGCCUGUGGGGGACAGCAGUCACUGGAUAAGUGCCUGUUGUCUGGUGGGACAAAUGAAAUGUGUUCUACAAGGUGCCCCCAUGGGACUGAGCCCCAGUUGCUCACAGUGGCUAUCACUCCAUGAGCACGUUUUUGAUUUUCCCCUGCCCUGUCUCAUUCUCCCCACUCCCUAACUCCUGCCUCCUGGGAUCACAUCCCAAAUAAACCACCUCACUUCAGUGCUGAAGUUAAAGCCCCCCCCGUUGGUAAUCUCUGUGUCUGCUGCUGUGUUUUUCACUCUUCUAAGGCACAGGGUCAGUGCCUCUCAACCUGUCUGUUAAAAGAAUCUCCUGAUCUAAGAAAAUUGCUAUAAAGGACUUAAGGGGCUUGGAAUAACUUGGAAUAUGGAUUGUGGGUUAAUAAUAGACUUGAAUUGAGUUUUUAAAUUUCCUGAUUCCAAUAACUGUAGUUGUAUAAGAUCUGUACUUUUGAUCUUAAGAACUAUACACUGAAGUAUUUAGGAAUUAAAAGUAUCAUGUCUACAGCUUA
Delphinapterus leucas (beluga whale) is the source of this 3225-nucleotide messenger RNA. It is a transcript of the gene SDHAF1, whose product is annotated as succinate dehydrogenase complex assembly factor 1. Gene Ontology annotation, cellular component: mitochondrion. The record is from RefSeq and is a predicted model, not a curated record. Lineage: Eukaryota; Metazoa; Chordata; Mammalia; Artiodactyla; Monodontidae. Gene Ontology annotation, biological process: mitochondrial respiratory chain complex II assembly.